This is a messenger RNA of Sus scrofa (pig), 4078 nucleotides long. Lineage: Eukaryota; Metazoa; Chordata; Mammalia; Artiodactyla; Suidae. The record is from RefSeq and is a predicted model, not a curated record.
CGGCAGACAAGUGUUGUUUUUCUGAAGCUCGUUCUUGGGUGGGGUGGGGAUUAGAAGCCGAAAGUUGGAAACCAUAGGCAGAGCUCAGCGGUUCCAGAAAGAAAACACACAGACACACACGACAACGAUAACAACAACAACCAAACAGCCCUCCACAGCGUGGGCUCGGGCUGGCACGGCUCUGCUUCUCCCUCCUGUCUACUUUGCUUUUUCCUCUCCUCUCGCAGCAGGGCUGGGCUCACGCCAUCGCGUCCACGGAUACAGUCCCCCUGCGCCUCUGUUGCCCUGGGGUGUACCCCCCAAAGAAACAGGCCGGUAAAGCCAGGCAGAGCCAGCAGCUUGCCCCGGACCCGCCAUCCUACGCCCGGGAAACUCGACGAGGGGGAGGCAGCUAGAAGGAAACUUUGGGAUCUCUCAGGAAACAAUAGUUGGGGAAGAAGGUGUGGGCUGCUAUGUGCGGUUUCUUUAUUUUCCGGGAGACGGCUCCCUAGUGAGCGCGUUGGGCGAGGAAGGCAAGUGCCUUGCUGGUGGAUUUCUGCUGUUCCCCCCACCCCCACCCCAGAUUCAGGUGGAGAGUGAUGUGGGGUGGGGGUGUUGGGAGUUCCACACUGGCCUGGCCUUCUUUUUUGUAUUUGUUUGAUUUUUGCCCCCGCCAGCUGGGUCCCCCAAACCUCCCCAGGCAGUCGACUCAGCGCCCUAACGGGGGCACGCGUGUGCGCCGUCUCCAGCACUAUCCUCACAAAUAAUAGCUGCGAGAAGGGGGAAGGGGCUGAGGCAGAUAGACAGACGGACUAGAGAAAAGCAGGCUGUUUAAUCUGUCCGAAGAAGUAGGAAGAUCAGUGAGAUGGGGGGGGUAAUGGAGGGAGAGAGAAAGAAGGGGGGGAAAUGGUCCGAUUGCAACGUGUCAGAUCUUGCAGCCUCCUCCCCCCCAAAAAACACAACAACCCUCAAACACAAAAACACCUUAGCUAACCAACAACCCAGGCCCUCGGGGUUAAAGUAACCGUGUGAUGGCAGCGAAAUCGUGCAGCAGCUUAAGGCAAAACAAGGAUUUGUGUUGGGAGGUCGGCGAGUGUGAACAUGGCUAUGCCUCAACGUUCCCCUCCAUGCCGAGCCCCCGGAUGCAGCAUUCAAAGCCCCCACGGAGGUUGAGCCGGGCACAGAAACACAGCAGUGGGAGCAGCAACACCAGCACUGCCAACAGGUCUACACACAAUGAGCUGGAAAAGAAUCGACGAGCUCACCUUCGCCUGUGUUUAGAACGCUUAAAAGUUUUGAUUCCACUAGGACCAGAUUGCACCAGGCACACAACACUUGGUUUGCUCAACAAAGCCAAAGCACACAUUAAGAAACUUGAAGAAGCUGAAAGGAAGAGCCAGCACCAGCUAGAGAACUUGGAACGAGAACAGAGAUUUUUAAAGCGGCGUCUGGAACAGCUGCAGGGUCCUCAGGAGAUGGAACGAAUACGAAUGGACAGCAUUGGAUCAACUAUUUCUUCAGAUCGUUCUGAUUCAGAGCGAGAGGAGAUUGAAGUGGAUGUUGAAAGCACAGAGUUCUCCCAUGGAGAAGUGGACAAUAUCAGUACCACCAGCAUCAGUGACAUUGAUGACCACAGCAGCCUGCAGAGUAUUGGGAGUGACGAGGGUUACUCCAGUGCCAGUGUCAAACUUUCGUUCACUUCCUAGAACCCAGCAUGACAUAACAGUGCAGGGCAAAAUACUCACUGGGCCAAUUCAAUCCAAACAAUCUCUUAAAUUGGGUUCAUGUUGCAGUCUCCUCUUUAAAACUAAACAAAACUAUACUUGAACAAAAGGGUCAGAAGACCUCUAUUUAAGCAAAUACUUAGCAAAAAGUGGGGCAGAGCCUCCCCAGCAGAACAAAUAUUCAUAAUAUUCAUAUUUGAAAAUCACAAUUUCUAAUGGCAGCAGAAAACUUGUGUGAAAUUUUCUUGAUUUAAGUUGAUUUGAAAGAGGACAUUGGAAAUUCCAUCCUCUUUUUCUUUUCUGGGUUGCUCAUACUACAUUGAUUGAGUAGACACAUUUAAGGAUGGGAUUAUGAACCCUUCUAAGUUUUUUGGUCCUAAAAACAAACAAAUAUCAAACCUAUAGUAAUGACAAGACAAGAUAAUCAGGCAUUAACCUUGGAUAGCUAAAGAGCUAUUAAAACUCAGCCUGGGACAGCUUAUCAUGAAGCCUGUGGAUGAUCAAUUCUUAAAACAAAAAACAAAACAAAAAAACACCUCAUUUCAUGCUCUGCAAAAGGAGAGACUCCCAUGAAGCCUUUUAAAAGGGAUCAUCAUAUGCAGCUCAGCUUUCUGUUGGAUUCCAUGCUAAGCAAGCUAACCUUAUCCUGCAUUGUUAGCACUAGGGCAACCCAACCUCCAGCUCAACAGUCAGCCGCCCUUAGGCCCAUGGGCAGCAUGGGGCAGUCCAUGUGCAUGACAGCCUCUACCACGCAGGGCCUGAGUUUGGAUUGAGGGGCCAGAAGGAAAAAGCUCCACGUGCCUCUGUGUCUGCGUGAGCCAGAAGAGUUGUCCACGCAGAUUAGCAGGCCAAGGUCUGAGCCACGGCAGCAUUUUUAUUUUCAGAUUUUGAUAACUGUUUGUAUGUGUUAAAAACCAAAAUGACAUCUUUUUAAAGCUUGUCCAUAAUAGACGUCUUUUAUAGUGAAAAACACAUGGGAAAAAAAAAUCAUCUAUUUUGAUGCAGCAUUUGAUAAUGAUAAAACACCUCACACCUCACUCUUUAUAGUGCACAAAAUGAAUGAGGUCUGGGCUAAGUAGAAAAAAGGUCAAUGCUGUUUUUGUUUUGUUUUAGAAUCAUUACCUUUUACCAUCUUUUAACCAUCUAUAGUAGACACACUAUCAUAGUUAACAUAGUUAAGUUUGGCACUUGUCUCAAUUUAUGUGAAGAUUUGCUUCCGUUUUCCUACAGGCAGUCUCUCUACUUCCUCACAAUCCCACUGUGCAGGUGCUAUUGUCGCUCUUGUCAAUAUUUUCAGAAAUGUUAUUUUCUUUUAAGUGAAAUUUCUAGCCUGCACUUUGAUGUCAUGUGUUCCCUUUGUCUUUCAAACUCCAAGGUUCUCCCCUGGCCCUUUCCCCGACCCUGGGAAGCCUUGGAAACCUUACCUUGGCUCUUUGGACUUUGUAUACUUUAAAUAAUUUAACUACCCUUAAUUACUUAAAAAAGAAAAAAAAAGCUUUAUGAUUUUCAUAACUUAUUGCUGAUUUUAAUGGGUUGUUAAUUUCAGUCCUGUAGUUUUAUUUUGUUUAGAUAGGGCUGGGCAAGGAAAAAGGAAAUAAAGACAACCAUAUUUAGCAGUGCAGAUGAGUUGUGUGUGUAAUGUUAGACUAUCCUUUGUAAGUAGCACUUUAACAGCUCUCACUGCUUCUAUAUAUGAAGUGAACCAUCUUGGUCAUACACAAGGCCUCAUCAUAUAUUUACUUGUCCUUGUGCUCUUCCUGUGCCUCCAAAAAUAUUUUAUCCUUGAUUGUGGUAUGUAUGAGUGGAAGAAAUUCUUUGAAAUAGAUGUGUGAAAAACUGCAUGCCUUUAGAAGCCCAUUAUUAGAACUUGUUACUUCAGGUGCUGGGGACUUAAUGAAAAACAUGAUAAAUUCAUUUCUGCGGCCCAGGUAAAUUAUUUCUGGUUUCAUUUAUAAUUACUCCUGGCCAGGUCAAAAUGUUGCCCUAUAUAUUUGUUUUCCCAAGGGAGACAGUUUGAAGACUGCUAAGUACCUUGGAAAGUAAAUGGAAGCCAAUGACAGAAUUUCCAUUUUGUUGUUCCCAGGGCAUUCAUUUGCAUCACUUGUCUAGGGCUGGAAUUUGGGACUUUAUUCAGGUGAACUUGAGGUGCUGCCAUUUUGUUGUGUAUGUACAGGAUGGUGGGCUGGGAAGCCUUUGUCACAAACCUAUAGUACUUAUUUCAACUCCCCCCUAAAUUACUCCUUCCCUGGAUUUGUUUUCCUUGGGGGAGGGGAAUGGAUUGUAUGAUGAGUAAGAAGUAUUAAUUUUUUAAAAGACAAAUCGACUUUGAAGAUACAAAAAGUUAACUGCAAGAAAUAAAAAUUGUGAAUGAAAAA